Molecule: messenger RNA, 719 nt
Organism: Cercopithifilaria johnstoni
Lineage: Eukaryota; Metazoa; Nematoda; Chromadorea; Rhabditida; Onchocercidae
Source: the annotation of a GenBank genome assembly
ACCUGGAACUGUCAACGUUGGAAUGGUUGUGUAGACAUAUAAGUAUGAGCAGUACAGAUGGGCCGUCAACCAAGAAAAGUUUCGAAGAGUUGAAUAACAGCGAAGUAAGUGGUAUAAUAAGUAGCGCAUAUAUGGAAUUGCUAGAAUGGGAUUUUCAAAAUGCCUAUCCUGAAACCCUAAAGAUCGAUCGCUUACGGUUGGAGGCCAUAGCCAUGAAAUAUUUACAGUUGAUCGUAUGUACCAGUUGUGUACUAGUUUCUUGCAAUCUUGCUGGAAAGGAUGUAGCCCAAGUUAAGGAUUUUAAAACGAAUUUGAAAAACGACGUAAUCGUUAUUACUAAUGAUAUCAAUAAAAGCAACGUAAUGGAUCGUCUUGAAGCAGUAUCUGUUCUUUGUAAUGACAGAAUAUCGAAAUGUUGCAAAGCAUUAAGCAUUAACUGGACUGAAGAAAGAUCCACUGAACUGAAGGAACAAAUUUUGCAAAUUACAGAUCCUAUAAAUCAUGUCCGGAAGCUUAUCCGCGACAGAAUACACAACUUCAUUUUUUCGAUAAUCUCAAAUCGAACACCAUCCUAUCAGCAGCGAUUUCCACCCGGUUUAUCAGUAAUACAUGAAGAACUUUCAGCUCUUACUGCACGUUUUGUACGUAUUGUAAAUCAUAAUAGAGAAACUUUCAGUUCAUAUUAUGACCAGCUAAUUAAAAGGCUGAUGAAUAACUAA